Prorocentrum cordatum is the source of this 2145-nucleotide messenger RNA. Lineage: Eukaryota; Dinophyceae; Prorocentrales; Prorocentraceae. The record is from the annotation of a GenBank genome assembly.
GUGAUGUGUCUUGCGGCGCUCUGCUCUCUUCAGUCCGUGCUCUCGAGGCGCAGGCGAGCAGACACAACGAAACUCUUAGAAGCCUCGUGGUGAAAGCGUAGAAAGGUCGCUGAAUGCCAGCGUCAGGGGCCUGCCCAAGAGCCUGCCCUCUUCUCGAAGAUCUCUGGCUCCAGCUGCGAGAAAACUGCGCUCCAUGAAAAAUCUUGCUGCGAGGCCCAUGAUGAUGGCGGCGGUGGAAUUCUAUAUCCACUUGUUGUUGAACUAUUUUCGAAAACUUCUCCUGAGAGGAACAUGCUCGACGUAACCCUUGUCGCACUUGGAAUACCAUGUGGGACCUGCUCUAGAACAGGAACAUACCGUAGACGGAUCUACCCUUUCGCCGACCUUGCACCGCGCCGAACGCAAAGGCCACUUUGUCCAUAGACGUAUCCACCCCGAAAAUGUCUGUGGACGUCUCGGUACCCACUGAGUCCAUCGACGCUCUUGGCUAGGACGUGAGAACGGUAUUUGGCAUCGGCCCCAGGUGUUGGUAAGCAGGUCGGCUUGGCCCUCCAAUAGAAGAAGACACAACGCCAUAAACAUAGAACUGCUUGGCGCUACGCGCGGACUUCUUGGAUCUGCGCUGGACCCCCCUCCCUGGCACGCGGAGCGCGCCAGGGGCGGCGCCGGAGGCGCCGCCGGCGGGGCCCAGCGCGGAUCCGAGAAAUCCGCGCGGAGCGCCAAAAGUUUGUGCUCGUGGCGUGAUCUUCUUCCUCGGCCCAGGGCCCCACGACCAGCAGCGGCCCCGCCCGCCCCGCAGGGGGCUCCGAGAGGCUCCCCCGCUCGCCAGGGCUCACCAGCCGCCCUGGGGGGGCCCGGCGGCAGAGGGGGCGGCCCGUCCCAUAUUUAGCGCUGCGGGUCCCGCGGGGCCUCGGAGUUCAGGUCGGCACGCUUGGCACGAGCUUGGCAUCGUGCUGCGAGGAGGUCGCGACUUCCACAGCACGAAUCACACUUUGCAUGUCCUCGGCAUCUUGUCUGAACCAAUUGGCCAAUUUCUGCAACUGCAGCUUGUUUACCACGAACGGCUCCUCGAUCUGGACGGCGAUAUUCUCGAGGCUGAGGAACACUAGCGCGAUGAAGCCAACAGUGAGCGGCACGAUGAAGAGCGGCUGCCCCUCCCAGAACGUGCCCUUGUUGAAAUCGGUGAACGUCUUGAUGAGCGCGAACGGCAGCAGCGUGAGCCAGACCAGCAGGAACCGCAGCAGGGAGCGCGUGUACGCCACCGGGAUCGGCGAGCGCAGCAGCUGCUCGCAGUCCGCGAGCUCGCGGCCCGCGCCGACGAGCAGGCACUGGUCCAUGUCCUUGCGCUGGAACACGGUGAGGUGCGGGAAGCUGGUGGAUCUCCCAGGACAGGAGCGUGUGCACCUGCGCGGGCGUCAGCGGCGCGCCCGCCGGCCGGCCGAGCCGGCCGUUGAGCACCGCCUGCGCGGCGGCGCCCUCCCCGCAGGGGCCCUCGGGCAGGUCCUGCGCCACCAGGUACGCGGUGAGGAGCCAGCAGUGGUACGCGACGAUCGGUCGAUGAUCCUGUCGACUUCCGCGGCUGGCCUCCGCAUCUGCCCGUCCGUCCACGUGAGCAGCUGCCGGAUGAGGCUCGACAGCUCCCCGGUGAUCUUCUGCACCGACCUGCACCCCGACACGUACCGCAGGUACGAGCUGUUGGUGCGGAAGACGAGCAGCAGGCCCAGCAGCGGCGAGGUGAACUCGAAGGGCUCGACUGGCAGCUCUAAUUCUACGAGUUUGGUGCUUCUGGCAGCGAUGUAGCUGUACAGCUCCACACCGGAGGAGAAUAUCAACAAGGCGACAAGGACGGGCCACACGCGACUCGUCGUCGUGCCGUUCACAAGCCCUGGGAGAUCCCUCAAAUACCUGGAGGCUGAGGCGUGCUUCCGCCACCUGCUGUGGUCGAAAGACCGCUCCUCGAAAAACUCGGCCUCCACCCUCCCCAGCCCGUCGAAGGCGACGGAGUCCGAGAACUCUUGCCAGAACUUCGCGUCGAGCACAUUCGACGGUGAUGGACGGAUCUUCCACAACCGCUACCAUAUGCAGGAGAGGGAGGAGGGAGGAGGAGGAGUAGGAGGAGGCGGAGGAGGAGGAGGCGGAGGAGGA